AUGUUUAGAAAGAACUUGAAGAAGGACCCGGAGCUGUUUCAGAACGUGUCGGAGGGGCUGAAGCGGCUCUACCGGAAUAAGCUGUUCCCGCUGGAGGACACGUAUCGGUUCCACGACUUCCACUCCCCGGCGCUCGAAGAUGCCGACUUCGACAACAAGCCCAUGGUCCUCCUGGUGGGUCAGUACUCCACCGGAAAGACCACCUUUAUCCGGCAUCUCAUGGAGCAGGACUUCCCUGGUAUGCGGAUUGGCCCGGAGCCGACUACGGACUCUUUCAUCGCGGUGAUGCACGGCGAGCAGGACGGGGUGAUCCCGGGUAAUGCUCUGGUGGUCGACCCCAAGAAGCCCUUCCGCAAACUCAACGCCUUUGGCAACGCGUUUCUUAACAGGUUCAUGUGUGCGCAGAUGCCUAACGCCGUCCUGGAGAGCAUCAGUAUCAUCGAUACCCCUGGAAUCCUGUCGGGAGAGAAACAGAGAAUAAGCAGAGGGUACGACUUUGCGGCGGUGCUGGAGUGGUUUGCAGAGCGCGUGGACCGCAUCAUCCUCCUGUUCGACGCCCACAAGCUGGACAUCUCAGACGAGUUCUCCGAGGUGAUCCGAGCCCUGAAGAACCACGAGGACAAAAUGAGGGUGGUGCUGAACAAGGCCGACCAGAUCAGCACUCAGCAGCUGAUGAGGGUCUACGGAGCGCUGAUGUGGUCUCUGGGAAAAAUCAUCAACACACCUGAGGUGGUGCGCGUGUACAUCGGGUCGUUCUGGGCCCAGCCCCUGUUGGUGCCAGACAACAGGAAGUUGUUUGAGGCAGAGGAGCAGGAUCUGUUCUUGGACAUCCAGUCGUUGCCACGUAACGCAGCUCUGCGCAAACUCAAUGACCUCAUCAAACGAGCACGCCUCGCCAAGGUGCAGGCCUACAUUAUCAGCUCUCUGAAGAAGGACAUGCCCAGUGUGUUUGGAAAGGAAUCAAAGAAGAAGGAGUUGAUUGCCAACCUGGGAGAGACCUACCAUAGGAUCGAGAAGGAGCACCAGAUCUCACCCGGAGACUUCCCCAACCUCGCCAAGAUGCAGGAGCUGCUGAACGCCCAGGACUUCACUAAGUUCGCACCGCUGAAGCCCAAGCUGCUGGAGGCGGUGGAGGACAUGCUCGCCAACGACAUCGCCCGUCUCAUGGCCAUGGUGCGCCAGGAAGAAGCCGCCAUGCCCAGCCAGAUCGUGAAAGGAGGAGCCUUCGAGGGAGUCAUGACGGGGCCCUUCGGUCACGGCUACGGAGAGGGAGCCAGCGAAGGCAUCGACGAGCUGGAGUGGGUGGUGGGUCGCGACAAGCCCACAUACGACGAGAUCUUCUACACCCUCUCUCCAAUCAACGGCAAGGUGUCCGGCGCCGCAGCCAAGAAGGAGAUGCUGAAGUCCAAGCUGCCCAACACGGUCCUGGGGAAGAUCUGGAAGCUAGCCGACGUGGAUAAAGAUGGCCUCCUCGAUGAUGACGAGUUCGCCCUGGCCAACCAUCUGAUCAAGGUGAAGCUGGAGGGCCACGAGCUGCCCGCCGCGCUGCCUGAACAUCUGAUCCCUCCGUCCAAACGUGGCUCAUCCCUCGAGGCCUAGAGGGGGAGGAGAAACAGGAGAAGGAGGAGGAGGAGGAGGAGGAGGAGGAGGAGGAAGGACAGCCUGGAGAUCAGCCAUGUCAUCGCUCUUCAUCGUGUUCAGAACUCUCCAAACACAAGCAGGCAUCAUCCUCCAUCAAGCUGUGAGUCUCCAGGCACCAGGAGGACGUAUAGCUGUGAUCUUUUUCACCCAGAGAGAGACUGGAGGUGGGGAGGUCCAUCUUUGUGCAUUAGGGGAUAAUAUUUAGGUAUCUAUUAGAAUUAACUGGGGGUUGAUUUGCAAACUGAUGAAAGGACAUUACCGGAUCAUGAACUAAGGAUUGGAUGUUGCAUGAUGGAUUUGUAGAUCCUGUGUAAAAGAUGUCAUCUUAAGUAUACAGUCCAUAUUAUUAUAUGUUGAUCCAAAGAAAUAUCGUUUUUUUUUCCCAUUUGGAGAGAGAAAGAGGAAAUAAAUCAAAACAGCUGUUUAGAAUUGUUUUAUCUAUAUUUUUGUAUUUCCUGACUGUUAACUUUGACUCUUUCCAAAUGCUUCCCUUUUUAUUAUUUUGCCAGAUAAAUAAAAAGGAAUACUGUACCAUCUGA
Messenger RNA from Trematomus bernacchii (emerald rockcod), 2180 nucleotides. RefSeq names its product EH-domain containing 1a (gene ehd1a). Gene Ontology annotation, cellular component: plasma membrane; cytoplasm. The transcript is spliced from 6 exons. Gene Ontology annotation, molecular function: calcium ion binding; GTP binding; protein binding. The coding region runs from base 1 to 1599 and encodes 532 amino acids. Gene Ontology annotation, biological process: endocytosis; endosomal transport. The record is from RefSeq and is a predicted model, not a curated record. NCBI's taxonomy places the organism in Eukaryota, Metazoa, Chordata, Actinopteri, Perciformes, Nototheniidae.